Tremella mesenterica DSM 1558 is the source of this 778-nucleotide messenger RNA. RefSeq lists its product as uncharacterized. The transcript is spliced from 8 exons. Gene Ontology annotation, molecular function: peptidyl-prolyl cis-trans isomerase activity. The record is from RefSeq and is a predicted model, not a curated record. The coding region runs from base 142 to 669 and encodes 175 amino acids. Gene Ontology annotation, biological process: protein folding; protein peptidyl-prolyl isomerization. Lineage: Eukaryota; Fungi; Basidiomycota; Tremellomycetes; Tremellales; Tremellaceae.
CUUUCCCCUUCCUAUACAUUCUUUCUCUUCACCUCCUCAACCCUUUCAUAACCUUUGAAAACAAUCUAGCAAGGCUCUCCGUAUCCCUUUCACUCCGAUCAUCGCACCUGUGUCUCCAUUGCUUUGACUCAUCAAUCGUUAAUGUCCUUUGCCCGUCGAUUCGUCUCUACAGCAAGCACCAUGUCUAACGUCUACUUCGAUAUUACCAUAAAUAAACAGCCUGCUGGCCGAAUCACAUUCAAGCUCUUCGACGAUGUCGUGCCCGAGACCGCCGAAAACUUCCGUGCUCUCUGCACCGGUGAGAAAGGCUUCGGCUACGCUGGAUCUUGGUUUCACCGUGUGAUCCCCCAGUUCAUGCUUCAAGGUGGUGAUUUUACGAAGGGCAACGGGACUGGCGGCAAGUCCAUCUAUGGCGAGAAGUUCGCGGACGAGAACUUCAAGCUCAGGCAUGACCGACCUUUCCUUCUGUCGAUGGCCAACGCCGGCCCCAACACCAACGGAUCCCAGUUCUUCAUCACCACUGUGAAGACCCCCUGGCUCGAUGGCAAGCACGUUGUCUUCGGUGAAGUCAUCAAGGGUGAGGACCUCGUGAAGAAGGUCGAAGCUCUCGGCUCGUCCUCCGGUAAAGUCAACGUCAAGGUUGAGAUCGCCGCCAGCGGUACCGUCUAAGCCACGUGAAGGCGUCGCGCGAGAAGAAGAGUUGAGAAAGGCAAACGACGUCAUGAAAGAAAUAACAAGUAGCGAGCUAUGAUGAUGCAUGUGAUGGGAUGACUCGCAG